This is a messenger RNA of Caenorhabditis auriculariae, 7585 nucleotides long. The record is from the annotation of a GenBank genome assembly. Lineage: Eukaryota; Metazoa; Nematoda; Chromadorea; Rhabditida; Rhabditidae.
AUGUUUAAAGAUACGGCUUCUUGGGUUACAGCGCAGUCGAGGUGGGGAAUCGAAGUGUCAUGUUUUUCUUUUGAACUUCAAAAGUUUUUCAAAUUAAAAAACCGGUAUUUCUAAAACAAGAUAAUAAAAUUAAUUCAGAAGUGUUGUCGACUUGGUGCACCCGAAUACUUCUAAUCUUCAUCCAUUGAUUCCGGUAGGAGCGGCGGCGGCAGUCACGAUGGGUCUCGGCUACUAUUUGACUUCGAAAACGAUCAACCCCAACGCGGUUACCUAUAACGGCGUCACCUAUUCGGGGAAUGUUCGCCCUCUCGUCGACCCUCUGAAACAGAGCCGAGUCUUGAAGGUUACUAAACUUUUUGCAUUUAAAUCGGAAUAGAAAUUUAGGAAAAAUGUAUUGGAAAGACAAAUUUUUAUCUAGAAACCGAGCUGACCUAAUAUAUAUAAUUUUUUGAAAUGAACAUCUGUCUUUUGUAGAGCAAAUGGAAAACUUUCAUAUAAAAUUAGAAUUGAACAAUGGAAAAAAAUCAAAGAAAAAAAUUUGUAGUCAAACUCAUCUCAGAGGUCGUUUAUAUAAAAAUUAAAACCGAGUAAAGUGAGUGAAUUUGAAGCGUAAGAGAGGAAAAAAAUUGUAUGCAUGAAAAACCUUUAUAAAAUUCAAAAAGUAGUUUAUGCUUUUUGAAAAGUUUUUACGCUCUUCGAAGAUGGUAAAAAUUGGCAUCAAAAGUAGUAUUUUUUUUUUUUUUGUUUGCUCUCGUUUUUUUCUCUGUUUUUGUAAUCACGAUGACGUCAAAGUCAUAGGCCUGUUUUGAAGUAGGAACUGUCUCCUUUUUUUUUUGAAAUUACUCAUUUAUGGGGUACGUUUUUCAUUAUUUCGAUUCUACUUUUUUCGAUCGAAAUCUGGAAUAAUUUCCGAAAUUUCAAUCGUGUAAAAAACAUAUGACUCAGGAUUCGAGUCGUGUUUCCGCUGUCCUUAAAGACGAAAACCUGCAGACGUAUCUCUUCGAAGAUGCGCGAACCCUCUAUCAGGUUUCAGUUUGAUUUCAUGCAAAGUCAACCCGAAAGGGGCAUUCAAGGGAGUGCGACGAGGUGCACGUCACUCAAACAAUGGGCCGAUGGUGGGAAAACGCGUCAAGCAAGCUGACGGUUCGAUUCCCUAUGUUUGGCACAGCUACAACGAGGUUACCAUUUCUGAUUGUUCUUCUUUCAUUUGCCAAAGUUUGUAGAUUAUCGAAAGAUCGAACAAUGUCUCUGUCGCCUUUCGCGUUUUGGGCAUUCCGACUGGUAACGACGUCAAUAUCGGCAUUUACUCCAAGAAUAGACCUGAGGUGAUUUAAAAAAAAAAUUUAACGAUAUAAUGUUGGCGGUAUGAAAAAAAUACCAGCGAAAAUUCAAGUGGCGACUUUUCCGAUUUUUUCGUAUCGCUAGGGAACUUUCCGACGGCCACCUUUCCGACGAAACUUUCUCCGACGUUUUUUUCGAUAAAAUAUUUGUUUUAAAUCUUCCUAUAUAAUGUAGGUAGUUGGUUCAUGAUUAAAAACACAAACAAAUAGGAAAAAAAUGUUUAUAGAUGUUUUAUAAACCGAAAAAAAGGUAAGGGAAAAAAAGUCGGAAAGGGGUUCGUCGGAAAGGUGGCCGUCGGAAAGUUCCCUAGCGAUAUGAAAAAAUCGGAAAAGUCGCCGGUUGAAUUUUCGCUGGUCUUUUUUUCAUACCACCAUAAUGUUAUUAGUUUCCAUGGUUUUGUGAUGCCGUGUUCAAAGUGAUUCCGCGAAAAGCAAAAUAGCCGUUAGAGAAAGAAAAAACAUAACUAAAUUUUGAAUAGUCAGAGACAAUUUUGCAUUUCUCGGAAAUUACUUUGAAAAAAAAGGCUUUCUAGAGUUAUAAAAACUUAAUAGGAGCUUUCGUAAAAGUCAAUAGUUCUAUUAUCAGUGGAUUAUCACUGAAUUGGCGACCUACAACUUUUCGAACGUCAUCGUGCCAAUCUACGAAACGCUUGGAAGCGAGGCGUCCGUGUUCAUUCUCAACCAGGCUGACAUCCAGAUUGUCGUCUGCGAUGAUAACAGCAAAGCCCUUGGUUAUUUUUUUGUCUCUUUUCCUUCCCAAUUAUCUAUGUUUUCAGGCUUGCUCAAGUUCAAAAGCCAAUGCCAUAAUUUGAAAACCCUUGUCGUUAUGGAAGACAUCAGCGAGGGGCUGAAAGCGGCUGCGGUUGAGCACGACGUCCAAGUGAUGACGUUCGAGGCGCUCGAAGAACUGGGCAAGACGGCGUCGGGACGGCCAGAACACGUGCCGCCGAAGCCCGAAGACUUGGCUACCAUUUGCUACACGUCGGGAACGACGGGAACGCCCAAGGGAGUCAUGCUGACCCACGGCAACAUUGUCGCUUGCGCCGUCUGCAUGGACCUAUUCAAGCACAGCGCCCUCACAUCUUCGGUCAGUGUUUGGCUCUGGUCGGGCAAUAUGUAGUCUUUUCAGUCUGAUUGAAGAUGGUACGAAAGAAAAAAAUUAAAGAAAUUUGCGAUAGCAAUAACUUCGCGCGCAAUUUUGCGGUUUUUAAAUUUGUUGCUUUUUUGCAAAAUUAUCUAAUUUUUCUCCGUAUCAUAUGAUUGAAUCUUGAGCAGCUAACCACGUACUUGUAGACACAGUAUUUUUUCGCGUCGAUUAUUUAUCGGACGCGACGAUGAACUUUUAAAAAAGAGAAAAAUCCUUUUACUUUUUUUUUUCAUCUAACAGCUUAAAAAUCAGGUUGCGAAUGACAUCUCAAAAACUCUUAUCUAACGAGAGAAAUGUAUGGGAUGAACAUUGCAGUUCUGGUCCAAACUUCCGUGGAAGGUAGUCCCAGGCGGGAGUUCUUGAAAACGAGAAUAAUUAUCUGCUGAGCGCUAUAGAGCACUGCAAACAAUCUAGUCGAAGAAAUGUUUUAAAAACUGUUUUCUAUUUAAUUUUCUCUUGUUUUGCGUGAUCGUCAAAUGAAUCUGUUCUAAGAUCGGAAACUCUGAAGGAGAAACAGAUUUCAAGCAUUUCCUCUCCAUUUUUGACCGUAUUUUUCCGGUAUCCUAUGCCACUUAGCACAUAAUCUUUUUUUUUCGUAAUCAUAGUAAUCAUUCCCAUGACUUCCAAUUAUAGACAUUUGAACCAAAUCUGCGAUUUCUCCUUCAGACACUUUCCUAAUGUGGAAAAUUGACUUUUUUUUUAAUUUUUGAAAUAAAUUGGAUUUUUUCCAAAAUAAGCUGCACAUUAUCUCAUUUUGUGCUGUUAAGAUUUUUUUAAAUAUUCAAUGAUAGUUUGUUUUCUGUGGGAAAUAAGCGUGUUCAGGAUUCGAUGAUCAGUUUCUUGCCGUUGGCUCACAUGCUCGAGCGCCUCAUCGAGAGCGUCUGCUUUUGCGUCGGCGCUCGUGUCGGCUUUUAUCGGUAUUUUUUAGUUGAAUAACUGUUUGAAAAAAUUAGAGUAUACGAAAAAGAACUCCGAAAAUCGAGCCGUCACGCUGUUUGAGAUAAACGAGCCAGAGGAAAAUGGUCUAAUGAAAAAAUUGGCAGAGAAAAAUCAGCUGACAAGAAAAAAAAAAGAAACAAGCGGCGAAAAUUUCUUCCGAUUCCGGUCGUAGCAGAAAUCAAACAAAUCUUUUCUGCACGAAAAACACAAAAAAAUGUAAAAAAAUAAAAUAAAAUUCUUUAGCGCGUCAUCAGGGGAGUGCAAUAUGUACUGAACAAUUUUGUCAACGGUCGGCGAAAUUUUCGCAGCUCACGUAUCGCUGGCCUUUUCUCAGAUCAUUUUGUUAGCUCGAUUUCAUAGCUCUUUAUGACGUACACCCAAAAAAAAAAAAAUAAAAUAAAAAGAUGAAAAUUUUGAAAAGCUCGAAUUAAAAUUCAUAAACACCAACAUUUAAGUGGCGACAUUCGACUGUUGGCUGAGGACAUCAAGGAGCUGCGACCUACUGUUGUUCCGGUGGUACCUCGAGUCCUGAACCGGCUCUACGACAAAGUGAUGUCGGAAGUGAACAAAUCGACAAUCAAAAAGUUGCUCUUCGAUUUGGCCAUUGCCUACAAAAGUCGAGAAAUGUCUAAGUAAGUGUUGAGAUAUUUUUUUCUAAUAUAAAAUUUGAAUAUCAUUUAAAUUAUUAGAAUAAAAAAAUUUUUCAUUUUACAGUUUCGUCGUUAGGAACGACGGUUUCUUCGACAAUCUCGUGUUUAAAAAAAUUCGCGAAGGCAUGGGAGGUGGACAUUUCAUUUGUGGAACAGAGAGUUUGAUAAGUUUGAUUUCUCAGGUCGGGUUCGCCUGAUGUUCACAGGAUCGGCGCCAAUUUCGGCCAACGUUCUGACUUUUGUUCGCGCUGCGAUGGGAUGUGUUGUGGUCGAAGGUUAUGGGCAGACGGAGUGCGUCGCCGCCUGCACGGUGAGUAUUCGUUUCUUUUGGACGCUAUUAAAAGCUAUUUUAUCGGGUAACCGUUCACGCUUUUACAUGGGAUGAAUAUUGGACGGCGUUCAAAUCGUUAUAAUUCAUGAGAAAGUAGUUUCAGACGGACUAUUUAAAAGACAUAGUAUUAAAGUACAAAUUUUGAAGUAUUUAAACUUUUUGGCUUGCGAAAAAGGACCGCUCAAAAAACGCCUUGUCAAAAGGAUGUUUGACAUCGUCCAAGUUAGUAAGGUGAUCUCUGACAGACUAGAGGCUGUCAUCGUCUCCGAAGAAGGUAAAAUCAAAAAACGUUUCGCAUGCUUUUCCAUUGAUAUUUUUUUUUUCAAACUAGCUAAAAAAAAUUUUUUUUUCUGAAACUUUUUUGACUUUAAUAAACGAAAUUUCUAAUAAUGACCCCUGUAAUGCGGAACGGACCGAAAAUAAGGAGAAAAUUAGGGCGAAUGAACAAAAGAAAAUCGAACCAGCAAUGGCAGAUUGAACUUCAAUCAUUGAAGGUAGAUUUUUUUUUGCAGGUUUCGAUGGAGGGAGACUCUCUUGCAGGACACGUCGGAAUGGUUAUCCCAUCUUGCCGCAUUAAGCUCGUCGAUGUUGCCGAACUCGGCUACUUUUCGAAGAAUGACGCUGGAGAGGUUUGAAAUUGAAAAGGAUGUCUCAUGGCACUCACAAACAAUAAAUUGAACGCGGGGGUGACUUGUUGCGCUCGCGACACGUCUCUCAACUGGAAUUAAAAAAAGUGGCUUCAGAAAACGUGAGAAACAAACAAUAUGCAGCUUUAAUAUAGAUAUCAUUCACUAACUCCAAGGGCUAUCAUUUGUAAACAAUUGACCGAAAAGCUAUCUAAAAGAGAAAAAAUAAUCAGAAAGAAGCCGGCUCUCGUUUUAAUUUGCAUUCCCCGACAAGAGCGCGUCGCGACCGCAACGGGCUAGCCCUGCAACUGCCUCUAUCACCUGCAAAGUCGGGAAAAAACACUUCGGAAGUGCCACCUAAUGCAGUAGCUCCUCUGUUGUCUUAAACCAAAGUUCGAAAAGAAGUAAAAUCAUUUGAACUGAUGGGUUUGCAGAGAGCUUCCAUGAAAAAUUUUAGGUUUGCGUGAAAGGACCGACCGUGUUCCGAGGCUACUACAAAAACCCGGAGAUGACGGCGGAGACUAUGGAUGAAGACGGUUGGCUUCACACUGGGGACAUUGCUCGUUGGACGCCGGAAGGAACGCUGAAAAUCGUCGACCGAAAGAAGCAUAUCUUUAAGCUCGCUCAGGUAAUUCAUACCACGGAGGAGCAUAGACAGCGAAAGAUCUCAAAAUUUUUCGUUUUAAUUUUUUGAAGUUGAAAGUUGAAUAAGGAGAAAGAGAGAGACAGAUUUUUUUGAUUUUAAAAAACUCGGUUAGCUGUAGUUUCACCUCGGGUUCAUUUCCUAAGACCGUCUGCAAGAAAAUGGUGAAAGCAUUUACCGAAUUCAAAAAAAAAUGGUUAGUGGCUCGGGCUCUCUUUUUAGAAGAUGAAAGGAGUUUUCUCUUUUGAGGAGCCUCUCAUAAAAAUCUUUCGUGAAGGGCUGCAAACACUCCUAAAAUAAUGAGCGACGUUAGGCAGUUACCUUUUUGGUAAACCGUUGACCGAUUUCUUGCGUACGGCCUCUUGUCUCCCCACAUGUCAAAAUUAUGAACAAAAGGAUAAAAGCUUUCGGCUAGGCUAAUUCUUUGAAAAAAUUUCACCGAAUGUUUUUUUUUCCAAAAAAAAACUUUUGCAAUGCGAAUGGCCUCGAUUCAAGUUUAUUUUCAUUUUUUUUUCUCCCAAUACAUGACAAAAUUUGCAGGGCGAAUAUGUGGCUCCCGAGAAGAUUGAAAGUAUCUACGUACGGUCGCGUUUCGUCGCUCAAUCUUUCGUCUACGGCGAGUCUUUGAAGACAUGUCUGAUCGCUGUCGUCGUUCCUGACAGUGAGGUUGUUGUAGUCAAAUUAUAAUUAUCAAGUCAACCGUAUCCGAUUUUUGUAGGUGCUGAUUCCGGUGGCUGAGAAGGAGUUGGGCCUCACGGGAACUAUUGAAGAGCUCUGCCGCAAUCCGCAAAUCAAGAAGCUCGUUCUCGAUGACAUGCUCGCUGUCGGAAAAGCGGCCGGCCUUUUCAGCUUUGAACAAGUUCGUUUUCCUGCUCUGCGGGAAGUAAAAAUGUUUUUUUCUGGACGAAAAGAAAUAACAAGGAAAAGAAAACAUAUCGAGGAUCGAUAAUUUGAUGCAAUUUACCGGAAAUUUACUUCAAGACCUUAUUACACAUCAGUCGGACUUGCAUGUACAACUCUUUUCGGUUUGGCUAGGGAACUACUCAAACUCAGAAUCGAGUUGAAACUUUGGUGGCUGAUAGAUCCGAUGAGACACAUUUAGACAUUCAUAUAUUCAUUCACUCCGCGUUAAAGUUUAUCUGCGGAGUGAUGGAAUAAUUGAAGUUUUUUGUCCGUUCGCGAAACUGUCGUCGAACAAGAACACCGCGUAGAUCAUCUAUCUCAUGUUGGGUCGAUCUUCAAUUAGAAGGUCCCGAGGUAUCUCCUUCCAGCAAAGUUGCAUCAAAUUCCCAACUUUACAUCCUUUUAAUAUGCUUGUUAAGCAAGCAAAUUGAUGAAACUACCAGGAAAGAUAGGCGAAAAAAAAAUGAGAAAAAAGUCAGCGAAGUGCUAGCAGCGUGAAAUUUGCCAACCGUUGGCUCAUUGCGAAUAACUGCCCGGCGCGAGAGAAAGGCGAGGUCGUUGGCGGUACACGAGCUCGCAAUAUGCCGCUUGUGGCAGUCUCGCAUUUUUCUUGCCGCCACCUAGCUUUUAUCUCGCAUUUUGAACAGCUUUAAUGUGAGGUAACGCCGAGAAAAAACGCAAGGUCGCGUCAAGGAAAAUGCGAGAUCAGCGCGUUCGUGAAUGUACGUCAAGCGGCCUCAUCAUGCUUUUCUUUAAAAUUGAGGCAGCUCGAUGUUCGCCGCUCUUUUGAAAUGUACUCGCUGGCCGAUGCGAAAAUGUUACUUCAUUAUAAUUUCAAAAAAUAGUGCAAAAUCAGCUUGAUUUUAAGGUGAGGGACAUUCAUCUGUCGCCAGAGAUGUUUUCGGUCGAAAACGACCUGCUGACGCCGACGCUCAAGAGCAAGAGGCCGAAGCUCAAGAAUCACUUUGGCGAGCAGUUGGCCAGCAUGUAUUCGCGGCUAGAUUAG